Messenger RNA from Yamadazyma tenuis ATCC 10573, 1575 nucleotides. NCBI's taxonomy places the organism in Eukaryota, Fungi, Ascomycota, Pichiomycetes, Serinales, Debaryomycetaceae. The record is from RefSeq and is a predicted model, not a curated record.
AUUGAAAAUUAAACCGUUUUACGUGUUGCAGAAUCGGGAAAUAUAAUUGGCAUUUGGGCAUGUCUACGUUGAAAGAACAGAAACAGCUAUUUGUUUCCGACUUGGUGGGGGGCUCGUUGGCAGAAAUUUACCAGGUCGUAGCCGUGUCUACUGUGGCGUACUUGGCAUUUAAGGUGUUCUCUUCCAGCGAAUUCAUCGGAAACUCGAUACUUCUUGAUUUCUUGUUGAACGUCGUGCUGCUUUUGACAUCGAUAACAAUCUACAGCAACUCCAUCGAUACUUUGUAUGGAGCUUUGGUGGCUCCAGUAGCUGUGGCAGGCACAAUGCAGGUAUUAUUGCGGUUGAAAUCCAAGAAGUCUCGAAAUCCUUCGAAAAAGGCCCCUAUAAACACAGAAGUGUUACACAAGAAAGCGUUCCUCACGGCGUAUAGAUCACAUAUGUUGAUACUCACCAACUUUGCGAUCCUAGCGGUUGAUUUCCAUGUGUUUCCCCGAAGAUUCGCUAAAGUCGAAACCUGGGGCACAUCCAUUAUGGACAUGGGAGUCGGCUCGUUUGUAUUUUCUAUGGGGUUGGUCAACUCUAGAUCUAUCAUCAAGCUGAAGAUCAACUCUAUGCAACCGAACAGUUUCGGGUUGUCGAAGUACCUCAGCUUGAUCUUCACGAAUUUCAAGGCCACGAUCCCCAUGUUGGCCUUCGGCAUCAUUCGUUUUGUAAGUGUCAAAGGACUUGAAUAUCAAGAACACGUGACAGAGUAUGGGAUUCACUGGAACUUCUUCAUAACUUUAGGGUUGUUGCCUACUUUUAUAGCCAUUUUGGAUCCACUUUUCGAAUUGGUUCCAAGGGCUUUGGUCGCAUUCCUAAUAGCAGCCACAUAUGAACUUGCGUUGUGCAACACCGGGUUGUUGCAAUUCAUUUUGUGGCCGGAGAACAGGUUGGACAGCUUGGUGACUAUGAACAAAGAAGGACUUUUUUCGUUUUUUGGAUACUUGAGUAUCUUUAUAUUCGGACAGUCAUUUGGCUCGUUUGUAUUGACUGGACGCAAAACUCCUAACAACUUGAUUGGUUUCAAUCUCCAACACAAAUCGCCCAAGUCUUGGUUGACUGUAUCGACAGUCAAAGGGUUGGUCAUAUCGACGGUGUUCUACCAGAGUUUGGGUUACUUUGUGAAAGAGUCGCCAUUAUUCUUCAAUAUUUCAAGACGUCUAGCUAACCUUCCUUAUGUGUUUAUGAUUGUGGCAUAUAACUCCUUCUUCUUGUUAUGUUACUGCUUGUGUAAUGAGCUUAUCGGUGACAACGACACUCAUUCCCAGAUAUUGGAAGCUGUUAAUAAGAACGGGUUGGUGUAUUUCUUGCUAGGAAACCUAUUAACAGGCUUGAUCAAUAUGUCCAUCAACACCCUCGAAUGCGAUACCAAAACAUCCUUCUUGAUCUUGUUGGUGUAUGGGAUCGUUACCAUAUUUUUGGUGGUUGGUUUGGACAAACGUCACAUUUACAUAAAGCUCUAAACUUCAUUACAUAUCUCCACAAAGUACAUUCUACAAAAUAUAUAAAAUUCGCAAGAUCGAUAAAUUGCUG